Messenger RNA from Alternaria postmessia, 1014 nucleotides. RefSeq lists its product as uncharacterized. Gene Ontology annotation, cellular component: cytoplasm; ubiquitin ligase complex. NCBI's taxonomy places the organism in Eukaryota, Fungi, Ascomycota, Dothideomycetes, Pleosporales, Pleosporaceae. The record is from RefSeq and is a predicted model, not a curated record. The transcript has a single exon. Gene Ontology annotation, biological process: ubiquitin-dependent protein catabolic process; protein polyubiquitination; positive regulation of proteasomal ubiquitin-dependent protein catabolic process. Bases 1 to 1014 code for a protein of 337 amino acids. Gene Ontology annotation, molecular function: ubiquitin conjugating enzyme binding; zinc ion binding; ubiquitin protein ligase activity.
AUGGAUCCCGAGACAAGUAAGAUCAUAGUCGAGCUGCAGCUUGCCGACAUCAAUGACCUUUUUGACGAUCUCUACAACGAAACAAAAAUUCCUAGUGGCGAUGCGCGUACGAGUUUCGAGAUCAUGCGACAGGACCUCGAACAGCAGCUCCAAAUUCUGGAGGGCCAAGUCCUUUUACUUAAAAUCUUGAGAGAAGAGCACGAAAAUCGCGUCGCUUUCUCCAGGCUCUUAGAAGAAGAGAAGCAAGCCGUCAACGACCAUCAACUCGCUAUGCAACUAGUGGGCCGAGCGUUCAGUGAUCGAGAUGUCACGAAACGUGCUGAUUAUGAGGCCAGCCUUUGCGAUGCGGCCGAAUGCUGCAGCGAUGAGCAAUGGGAUAUGGCGCGAGAGCUCUAUACAGCGGCCUUCGGGCACCAGCUUGCAAAUUCAGCGCCUCUCGACGGCAUCCGAACCGCCAAGGCUGGCGAUAAGAAGGGACCCCCCAAGGCCACAAUCCUCGGUUCUGAUGCGCUGACCAAGUGCUGCGCAUGCAUGGAGGUUGUGUCCAGUAAAAACACACUCGCACUGGAAUGCAAACCGGAGGCCCACACGUACUGUCGCAUCUGCCUCAUUGAUCUGUUCACCAGCGCACUCGAUAACACAUCGCUUUUCCCUCCACGUUGCUGCAAGCUACCCAUUCCGCUUGAGAUUUGCCGUGUCAUUCUACCGAAAGAAGUCGUCAAAAGCUUUGAUCUCAAGGUCGAAGAGCUCGCGACUCCGAAUCCAACAUACUGCUCAAACGCAGAUUGCUCGAAAUUCAUUCGCUCAAAAGAUGUCAAGGCUGGUGUUGGUUCUUGUGCGUUCUGCAAGCGUAGAACAUGUUCUCGUUGCAAGAGUUCUGAGCAUAAGGGUCUCUGUCCCAGUGACCCCCAUGUUCAGCUUCUCAUGGAUGUGGCCAGGCGUAGCAGGUGGCAGCAGUGUGCCAAGUGCAAAAACAUGGUUGAGCUAGAGCAGGGUUGCUUCCAUAUGACGUGA